Porites lobata is the source of this 5031-nucleotide messenger RNA. The record is from the annotation of a GenBank genome assembly. NCBI's taxonomy places the organism in Eukaryota, Metazoa, Cnidaria, Anthozoa, Scleractinia, Poritidae.
AUGAAGCAACCAGAUAGCUUCGCUGUCGCCGUUCGCCUGGUUCCACAGUUGGAAAGAGCUCGCUCUGCUUCACGCAAUUCGACACUGUCUAAACCAGCACGGCCGCAGUUGAACUAAGCCGAGAGUGAUGAAGAUUUUUCUGAUGUUGCAACUCAACGCUUGAAAGGUUGGAACAAAGGUACCCCACGCGGCCGCUAUUCUUCUCGGGGACUCACCGGAAUUUAAUGUUAUUGUUGACAAAAUUAGGGCCAUUACGCCCGGGAUUGCCCUAAUGCUUCGGGAAAAGGACAUAGGGCACUACCACGGGUCGAUCCUUCCCCUUAAAUCAUCCAAGGACCCAAAAUGUUUCAACGGGAGAAGCGUCCAGGAGAGAGAAUUUGUUUGUUUUGAGUGGACUUGGUGUUCGUAUUUCUGGACUGAUCAAUCAGGCUCGGAUUUCAGUUCUCCUAGAUACUGGCGCUACCUCUAACAUCCUCAAUGAAGAAACUUGGAAGAAAAGCGGAAAUAAUCGUUCAGCUAAGCUUCAUAAGAUGAAACUGACUCCCGACUUGGCUAAUGGUGAAGUUUCAGCAAUUCAGGGAUCGGAAGAUCAGUAAUAUCCUUACGCCUCGGAAAUUCUAAAUUUUAAGCUGAUGUUGAUUGUUCGUGACAUUCCUCACGCGCGCAUUCUUGGAUCAGAUUUCUUGGAACAAGAGACAUGUCGAAUUUUGAUAUGGGAACCUUUGUGGCUAAGAGGGAAGAGCUACCGAUCUUUUAUCAGAAGAAGGCACCGAGCGUUUACUGUAUCAUCCUUUCAGAACAAGUUGAGUUCCAACCAGGAACAGGGCUAGUUUUAUGCGGAAAGUUAGAACCUGGAUUGAUGGGACACCCGCAAUUUUGGAAGGGAUCGAGAAAGAAGCAAUGGAAAAGUUUGGUGCUAGAUUUUGUGUGGCACAAACAUUAACUAUUCCAAAGGAGGGUAACAUGACUGUUCACCAAGGAAAUUUCUCAGAGAAAUCCAUCACCCUAAAGCCUGGGAAAGGACAAUUUCUCGAUCCCAUUCAAGAAUCCUUGUGGAUUCAAGUGCUAGUGAGAACAAUACGUCUUUCGAGCUAAAUCAAAGUCAUCAAGGACCAAAGGCUUUCUUGGAUGAAUCUGUGUGGAAGAUAGGUAUCCGUGCUGACUACUCAGGCCUUUCGAUAGAGCAACAAACUUCAUUUGCUGAUUUACUAGAGGAAUACCAGGAUUACCGGAGAUGGUGAGCUGGGGCGAACCCAUUUGAUGGAACACACAAUUGACACUGGCUCCGCCGCACCCAUUAAACAAGCACCCCGUCGUUUACCACCGUGAAGGAUGAAGUUGACCGACAACUCUCUCAGCUCAUGAAAAAAGGGAACAGAACCACCCAAUACCCCCGGGGGCAGUCCCACUGUUCUGGCCAUGAAGUAUGAUACUUAGAUGCUAUACAAGAGAUUACAUUUUAACAUAACACAGUUACUGUAAGGGAUGCUCAACCUCUUCCGAGGGCGGACGAUAUUCUGAAAUCCUUAGGUGUUGGGGCAAAGUGGUUCAGCUGCCUGAGCCUGUCCUCAGGGUAUUUGCAUGUCCCCGUUGCCAAGAAAGACUUGCUCAAAACGGCAUUCGUCAAGCAUCGAGGUCAAUUCCAGUGGACCUGUUUACGAUUGGGCUAACCAAUGGGCCUGGAACGUUUAUGUGGCUAAUGAACUUAGUGUUACGAGGGCUUAAUUGGAAGCACUGCUUGGUUUACUUGGAUGAUAUAAUUGUCAUACCCAGUGCGUUUGAGGAACACCUAUUCCCUCUCCGAGCAGUAUUUGAAAGAUUACGAGAGGCAGGGUUGAAAUUGAAACCGCAGAAGUGUGCCUUCCUUCAGGGAAAGGUCUCCUUUCUUGGUCACGUGGUAUCUGCUGUUGGCAUCAAUACUGAUCCAGAGAAGACUAGUGCUAUAAUUGACUGGCUAACCGGUGAUAAUACCUCGAAAGUGAAAGGCUUCCUCGGCCUCGUAACAUACUAUCGUCGAUUUAUUCCUUGCCUCUCAGAAAAGGCAGAACCUUUGAACUGCUUGACUAGAAAGGGGUCCUGAACAGGAGAGAGCCUUUUGUGAACUUAAGCAGUGCCUCGUUCAACCACCUGUUCUUGUAUAUCCUGACUGCCGCUUAUCUAGUGGUCAGUUUGUUCUGGAUAGCGAUGCGAGCAGUGGCCAUGGUAUUGGAGCUGUGCUGUCUCAGAAGCAGUAGAUGGUACAGAGCGUGUUGUGGACUAUGGAAGUCGAGCAUUACACCUCCUUGAAAGGAACUAUUGUGCAACUCGACUCGAGAUGCUUGUAUUAUUGGAAUUUUUCGACUAUUUUAGUUCUAUUUGCUUGUUCGUAAGUUUCUCAUCCGAACAGACCACUAUGCCUUGAAGUGGUUGAUGUUGUUUAAACAGCCUGAAAGACAAGUAGCCGGCUGGUUGGAGAGACUCCCAAGAGUACGAUUUUGACAUUUCGCAACCUCCAUAUCCACCCAGUGAUUACACAAAUCAAAGAAGGAAGAUCUCCACCCACAGCGUAAGAACAGGAAACCUACAGUCUCCUUACCAGAGCAAUAUAUGCACAGUAUCCAUUACUGGAACUGUGGGACAAUGUGUUGAAGCUAAAGGCUGAGGACAGAGAGAAGCACUAAAGGCCCGAUUCAUUCUCCUGCUAGCCUGGUGCACACUGCAUUGAAACGACUAUAUGAUGGAAUGGAAGUUAGUCACCUUCGGCGCCUCAAGACCUUGCGCAAGGUGCAAGCAAGAUUCUGGAGACCAGGCCUCGCUAGUGCUGUUAAGGAUUACGACGCAGCCUGCUUGACGUUUCAGGACGGGAAAACGUUCUGCGCAAGAUUCUGCGCACGUCUUAUCGCAGGCUCAAGGCGGGCUGUUCUGACUGUGUUUGUUUGUCACUGAGAGAAUUCUGACUGAGACUGAAAAAAAUGCUCGAGACGUAAAGCCUUUUUACCUGUUUGUUUUUUUUUUUCGUCACUUGAAAAUUACUUUUGAUUCAGAACAACCAAUGUUAAAGGAAAAACGGAUCAUUCCGUCAGUCUGAGGAAGAGGCGAGUAUUUUUCUGAUUGUGCAUUCGAUUAAUUUGUGAGUUGAUUUCACCUUCUUUCGCCGGGCUGAAUUAAAACCCGCUUGCAUCCUAUUAUUAGUAGUUACAGUUACUUUUAUUGCAUGCCCAGAUUUAAUACUUUUGCAGAACCAGAUUUAUCCUUCUCUUCGGUCAAAGAACCAUAUUGCUAACGUAUGCGAGUGAAUAAAGUUGCUGGUUUAAAAAUUUCUCAGAAAUAUAAGACCAGCAAGCUUACUCGAGAAGAAAAGACUACCUCGAUCAUUUCUCUGUUGCUCAAGUAAUAAUAGUCAGAGUGUUUUCAUGUCAUUUUUAAUUCAUACUUUUGUUUUUUAGUGUACUGUGAAAGUUUCUUUUCUUUAUAAGAAAUAACUUUCUGUACGCAAAUUUUCCUUUUCACUCACUGUGAAGUAGAGAACGAUAACUGCCGGCAGUGACUUCAAAACAAUUGACCCUUUGCCCGUGAACAAUUGCUGGAGCUGGACUUGACUGAAGCGAGCAAAGCAAACCCUUGUAAUGAUUUGCUGAGUGCAAGGUGCUUGAAUGAAGACCCUCGCAUGGACCAGUUAUUAAAAAUAGCUAAAUGUCACAAAUGGUGAAUCAUGGCUUGGCUGCGAAGCUUGUAACUGAUCAUUUGGUUUUAAGAUCUUUAGGUGGGUUGUUUUUCUAAAGAAAAUUCAUUUCUUCACUGUCAGGAGGUAGGAUUAUGAUAAUUUGUAGGUUUUGCAACCUUGUUCAAGCUUUUUUUUAGUUCGCUGAAUUUUGUGCAUGAUGGAAUUGUUCUCUGCUUGUCGCAUCUCUUGGUGAGCUUAAAGUGGCGUCUCUUCCUUAAAGUGAGUCAGUUGGAAAUUAAAUCAUAUACGUAACCGGAAAGCAAUUUUUGCAAUAAUGUAACUUUAACUUUGUUUGAAGGAAAUCCUACUUAUGCGCAGGUUUUUGACAGGUGUUAUGCAUGUUCAACUUGAGAACACAAAGCAAAAUUUAUCUGCGAGAAACUAUUAAGUUUUGACUGAAAACUAUAGUUGCUUUGAAACCGAUUUUUGGGAAGAUUUUACUUCAUAAAGAUUGACUCUUUUUCUGCCCACAUAUCAACGCCAAAACUUCUACAUUGAGGAUUUUGUUUAUAUUUCAGUGGUCUGUGAAGCUACAAUUGUCUGAUCGAGGGUGGGUUUUAAAAUUUCAGCUCGAGGGCGACAAGGUUCAGUGACUUCAAACACUUUGUGGGCGUACAUUAAUUUUUUUGGGCAAAUCAUUGUACAAAGAUAUAUAUAUAUAUUUUUUGUCCACAGUGGAGCUCCAGACCUUAUAUAUCCAAGACCUUCCUUAUAUGAACACAUUUUGUGAAUGCAUCUUGAAAAAAAUCGGACCUACGCAUGCACAUUUCAAGUACAACGCAAGAAAAUUACCGUCGUUAAAGUCCGUUUUACCAUAAGAUAUUUUUCCAGAAAAUUAACUAAUGAGAUGGUUAUAACCACAGCUUGCAACUUUAGACGAAAAAUUGCUUGUACUUUUCAGGUUUUGAGUGGAAACAUCUUAUAAUUUUUAGGCAAAAAAUAUUUGAAAUCCCGCCAUUUUUUCAAACCCGGCCAGGGGAUCUGGGCAAAAAAGUUCAUGCAUGCUCAUCACGUUUUUCCGCCCUGAAGUUUGACGUUUGUUUAGUGGAAAACAGCUUAAAAAGGCCCAGCAACGACAGAAGGAUUGCUUUGACAAGGGUGUUGAAACUUGCCAAUAUGCACCCGGUGACUUGGUUUUCCUGUUCAAUCCUCAGGUUAAGACAGGCGAAGCUGCGAAGUUUCACGGCGAAAGGAAGGGGCGUUAUGAGGUUCUAGAGCGCACAAUUGAGGUUAACUAUCGCAUAAAGACGCCAAGUGAUCCCGGAAGCCGUUCGAAAGUUAUUCAUUUUAACAAUUUAAAGCUGUACCAGUGCAAACGAGGUGAAUUC